This is a messenger RNA of Cydia amplana, 489 nucleotides long. RefSeq lists its product as uncharacterized. The transcript has 2 exons. The coding region runs from base 1 to 489 and encodes 162 amino acids. NCBI's taxonomy places the organism in Eukaryota, Metazoa, Arthropoda, Insecta, Lepidoptera, Tortricidae. The record is from RefSeq and is a predicted model, not a curated record.
AUGGAGAAUCGGGGCAGAAGAAGCAGAAGACGGUCUAGGGGAAGACGCGAAGGCUACCUUGCCCUGGAUUCCAGUUUGUUCGGCAAUAAGAGUCUGAUCACUGCUGCACUGAUCUUUGCGUUUAUCAUGCUCCAGUACAAUUGUAGGAACUGCUACGCGAAACAAGAGCUGAUGAAGAUUACUAGCAGUGUCGAGGAUAUAGCGAAACAUUUGAAAACCAUUCAAAGAAACUACCAGCUUAUAGAAGACAAACUUGCGUUAUAUUCCCAAGAAAUUCCUAAGCUUGAGGAGCAGGUGGCAUCCCUGGAGUCAUUGGCACAAGCAAUAGACAUCAACAGAUUCGGAUGGAACCCCAGGGUACACGCUACGUUACCAUAUGUCGACGUGAAGUUGAGUCAUUUCAACCUUACUCGGAUCCCAACUACAAAUUCAACUGAAAUGAAUUUGUUAUCGGAAUCUCAAAAAGAUAAUGUGGACUUUUUGAAUUAA